Lolium perenne is the source of this 1167-nucleotide messenger RNA. Its product is annotated as alpha carbonic anhydrase 7. The record is from RefSeq and is a predicted model, not a curated record. Gene Ontology annotation, biological process: one-carbon metabolic process. NCBI's taxonomy places the organism in Eukaryota, Viridiplantae, Streptophyta, Magnoliopsida, Poales, Poaceae. Gene Ontology annotation, molecular function: carbonate dehydratase activity; zinc ion binding.
GAUAAACUCAUCCAUCAGCUCUGACGACCACCAUACGAGCCGAAAGACGCACGGCACAACACAGACCCCGGAAGAUCAGGAUACCACAACAUGCUGCGUCCAGGUCGUCUCGCCGUCUCGGCGGCGCUCCUCCUCUUCUCCGCCGCCGUCCUUCUCUCCGCCGUCCCGGCAGCCAGAGCGCAGGAGGAAACUGAUCAUGAGGAGGAGUUCAGCUACUCGCUGGACGCAGAGAACGGGCCGGCGCACUGGGGCGAGAUCAAGGAGGAGUGGUCGGCGUGCGGCAAGGGUUCGAUGCAGUCGCCCAUAGACCUCGCCAGCCCGCGCGUCUCCCUCGUGCGCCACCUCGGCUACCUCAACCACUCCUACCGCCCCGCCCAGGCCUCCAUCAUCAACCGUGGCCACGACAUCAUGCUGAACUUCGAAGGCGAUGCCGGAAGCGUGACCAUCAACGGCACCGUCUACUACCUCAAGCAGCUGCACUGGCACUCACCCACCGAGCACAGCGUCAAUGGCCGCCGGUACGACCUGGAGCUGCACAUGCUGCACCAGAGCGCCGAGAAGAAGGCCGCCGUCAUCGGCGUCUUCUACGAGAUCGGCGCACACGACGCCUUCCUCCACAAGCUGGAGCCUUACCUCGAGAUGAUAGCGGAACAGAAGGACAGGGAGGAGAAGGUGGGGGUGAUGGAUCCCCGGGGCGCCAGGGGCAGGGCCAGCGUGUACUACCGCUACAUGGGCUCCCUCACCACGCCGCCCUGCUCGGAAGGGGUCAUCUGGACCAUCGUCAGGAGGGUUCGCACGGUGUCAAGGCCACAGCUGGAGCUUCUUCGGACGGCCGUCCACGACGAAAUGGAGAAUAACGCGAGGCCCCGCCAGGAGGUGAACAGCAGGGAUGUCAGCAUGUUCCAGCCUUCUCAACACGGCAAACAUUGACCUUCGAUCUGGGUGUGUUCUCUGAUUAGUUUGGCGCAUUUUCGGCCCGAGAUAUAUAUGAGAUUGCAUAUUGCAUUUGUACGUUUUAGUUCUUUGUAUUGAUUUCGAUGCCGCGUAUACGGUUACUGAAUAAACGAACACGACUGGUUCGUAUCAAUGUGUAUAUGUCUGAUGUGGAGAUCUAUAUAUCGCCGAUUUAAUAAUUGUUGCCCUGUUGGGUGCUACAUAUAUAACUCA